CCCACGACGACCGCCUGCAGCCGCGCGCGCCGUUGACGUCACCGCCCCCGCCGGAAGCGGCCGGGCCCGCGCGCCGCCCGGCCCAGCAUGCACCGCGACCGCGACCGCGCGCACCGCCCGCGUCAGCCAGCCCGCGCGCGCAGGGUGGGACGGGGUGAAAUGGCAGCCUCUUCCUCAUCUUCUUCAGCUGGUGGAGUCAGCGGCAGCUCCGUAACUGGAUCAGGAUUCAGCGUUUCAGACCUGGCGCCGCCCCGGAAAGCCCUCUUCACUUACCCCAAAGGAGCUGGGGAGAUGCUGGAAGAUGGCUCUGAAAGAUUCCUCUGUGAAUCCGUCUUCAGCUAUCAGGUUGCAUCUACAUUAAAGCAGGUGAAGCACGAUCAACAAGUCGCAAGGAUGGAAAAACUAGCUGGACUGGUGGAAGAGCUGGAGGCAGAUGAGUGGAGGUACAAGCCAAUAGAGCAGCUCCUGGGAUUCACUCCUUCCUCGGGCUGAGCGUGUCUGGAUUGCUGCUGUCAGGGAGCAGAAGAAAAACAUUCUCUGGCCUAGCUUCAAAACCCCCCCGUUUAUCAGGAUGCUGACAGCUGCAUUGGCAGGACUGGGCUUUUGGGUUCAGAGUGGGGAUCCCCCAUAAAGCUGCCAGUAAAUGGAAAUGUUGGGACUCUUUAAGUCGUCUGCAGGCCGGCAGGGCUCUGUUUCUGUAACUUAGAAGGCAGGAUCAGUUUUACAGAACUCGGAGAGUCACCUUAUUGUUUAUAGAGGAGGGAAGACUUACAGCAUGGUGGUGGGCAAGGCAGCCCAGUCACUCAGCCUGGCCUUUCCCUGGCACGUGGCCGAAGGACAGGGUGAUCUGUGGGCUGAGAAGUCUGUGUCUUUGCUGCUGCAGACAGGCCUCUGUAAAUUGCUCUUCAGCCCUAGCUGUUAUUUUGGGGGUGAACAGGAUGAGAACUGCUCUGGGUGGGCUGAGACGGGGCAAGCAGCCAUGUUUUCUCUAGCGGUGCUUGGUGUAUUUCUGAGGCUGUUUUCUCUCCACUACUGUUCCUCCUGUGUUUGCACAGCGAGUGCUGGUAGACACUGCUCUUCAGAAGCUGUAGCUUUUAACACCCUGAAACUCCUUUUCCUCUGUACUAGCUUGCUCUGUGAUAAUAAAAUGGUUCUGUCUUUGAAAUCAUUUAACUCUUCACAGGGGGGUGAGUGAAAGAAACAAUCAGCUGUUGCGUGGGUGACGGGAGGUUUAAUGGAGCUCAGAGGCAGCUUGGCUGCUGUGAUGGUCAACUUAAGUUCAAUUUAAAGAGCCCUCUGAGAGGAACCAAACCACAUUUGCUUUGUGCACAAAAGUGGAUUGAGUUAAAUCAGGUUUUAAUCCUGGUUUAACUCUGCUAGCAGAAAGCCCUUAUUUAAAUCCAUCCAUUUUAAUCAUCUUGUUUUUCAUUUGCACUUCACUUCUGUUCCUGAGGGGAACCCGAGUUCAGUUUUCUGGCAUAACCGUUUCAACAUGUUCAUUUUCCAUUGAUUAGAGUCUUAACAGCACGGUUCUGCUCGCCAGCAGGGGGAUAGGCUCUGCAUUGUGUUUAAGCAAUUGCAUGACUUGCUGCUCCAGAUGCUGAAUUCUUCCAUUUCCAGCAUCUUAUUUACGAGAUGAUUUUAUUUUUACUCACUAUUUCAGUCCAGCCACAUCUAGAUUGAAACAGAUUAAUUUGAAUCCAUCCCCAUCUUGGUUACAUCACCAGCAAUUUGUGUUAACUAAAACUAAGGGGGGAAAGCAUGCAGGCACGUUCUGCCUUUGUCUCUGUUUAUGAAGUAGUUCUGGUAUCAGACAGCUUUUCGUGAUCAAGAGCUGCAUGCUGCCCAGGAACCAGCCCUGCUCUGCAGAUGCUGCUCUGCUUCCAGCCCCACACUCAUGGAAAUUCACUGCGUGGUUUCUGAAACUGGGAACAUUCUCCUGUAAGGCUGCAGCUCCAGUGAGACGUGUUCCACACCACCUUCCCGGUGCAGGGCCUGGAAAACCUCCUCCCUGGUGCUGGACGGCUGCCAGUCCCGGCUCUGCGGGGGCCUCCUUGUGCUGCAAGCGGGUUCUCAGCCAGUAUCGCUUUAAACGUGGUGGUAUUCGGUAUUGAAACUCCAUCCCACAUGGGGUUAUUUUGAAAGAAGGGAGCGAUUCAAUCCUCAACUUGUUUGUUUUCUAUCAUCUAUUUUUAAUCCUGCUUACUCCAGCCACCUCAACUUACCUUGGCCAAACCUGCCAAAAAUACCCCCAUAUCAGGACAGCAUCAUUGGGUUUGGGAACGGAGCUGAUGGUACAGCAGUGCUUGAAACCCCCUCACUCACCAGUCCCACCCACUCGCCAACCCUGUGUGCUGCGACUGGUGUAAUCAGACGCAGGAAGAGUCAUUUUUACUGCUCACCAUGAAACUUUUUGGCUCUGACAGCCCGCCAGGGAGGCCGGGGGUCAGUGCCUGCGGCUCUGCCAGUGGCCUGCAGCGCCCAAGCAUCACACAGAUCUCCCCGCAAGUUCAGUAUGUCCCAGAGGGCCCAAAACAUGGCAUGGCUGAGAUUUCCCCACGGUAGCCCCUUUCUCCCUCCUCCCAGUCCUUGUUUUCCAGGGGCAGCAGGGAAGAGACACGGCUCUGUGCCCUACAUGGCUUGUUUGUAUGUGCGCCCAGCACCAAAAUAGACACAUGUGCGAGAGCCAUUGAGAGGAAGUGAAAAGUUCACUCUGUACAGUACUACAAAUGCAAAAACAUGUUGUUGGCUGUUCCCUCCUCUCCUCCCAUUCAGUAAACACUUCAUGGAAGGCAGCAAAAACCAGAGGGAUUGCUGCAUGGUAAAAUAAAAAAACCCUGCGCUCCCUCUCUUCCAAUUACAGGUUUUCCCAGACCGAUAGAAACUCCACAGCUGUCCUGUUUCUGCUUUGGGGCAGAGCCAGGGGUAACUGUUCCUCCUCAGGGUUUUGAAGCAUAGUUCUCCCUCUCCUCAGGGGUCCCUGCAGCUUUCCCCGGGACUUGGCGAGCAGCUCGGGGUAGGGGGGAAGGGUGUUUGAAGGCUGAAGCUGGGAGCGCAGUGGCAGGGGGAAGGGAGCCUGUCAGCUGCGAGCAAAAGUUGACGCAGGGAGGGGAGGGAAAAUAAUAAUAAAAAAAAAAAAGCACUGAACAAAGAGCCCCGUUCAGGGCUGCGGGUUGGUUUUCCUGUGGGUGCUCGCAGCAGAACGUUCUGUACCGGCACACAGGCCCUGCUCCUGCCUCCCCUCCCCAGCUCCUUGCACUGCUGGCCACAGCCCAGCGCUGGGGAUGUUGCCAAGGCACACACUCGCCUUGCUGCCUGGCCAAAACACCCAGCCAGGGAGGGCCUCCCCUCCACCGAGCCUACAGGAGUGUGGGGCAGCCCCCUCAAAACACCAGUUUUGGCUCUUGCCUGGGAUGGGGCAAAAGCAUCCAAGGGGAGAUGAAUGUCACAGCCCCCCACCCUGCCACUGGCACAGUGCCAAGUUGGCAUCUCAGCUGCCAAAACUCAUCCACUGUCUUCCUUGGAUGCACGUUCAUUGUUCCUCCGCUCAACUUCCACAGGCAGCCUGCCUGCAGCUGCUUGUCCCAGGGGUGAGAGACAGGCCCUAAAGGUUUGGCUGUGGCAGAGACCUGCCCAUCCUGCAGCACGCUGAGACCUGCUGCGGCAUCCCACCCAGCUCGCCUGUUGGAGCUGGCCAGGGGCUCCGUGCCGUGGCAAGGAGGCACAGGGUCACCCCGUGUGUGCCCACCACCCCCUGCCAUGACCAGAGAUCUGGGGACCAAGGAUGGGACCAGAGAGGGUGCGCAGGACACCCACCCCAAAUACCAUGGCCUCCACCCAGCUCAGCCCAUUCAUUACGGUCCCCACAUGAAUGCUUGGCCAUAGAGGAUCCCACCAGCUUCAGUGCCAACCCUGGCUGGUGAUCACGUGCCGAAAUAAUGCAUAAAUCUACCUAAAAGCAUCUUUUUGGGCCACGGAGCUGCUGGGAACCUGUGUGAAGCCGGGGAAUAUGCCGUGAGCAGUGGCAGUCACCCCAUGGGGCAGGAAUUUUGCCCCUCCCUCAGCAUAUGUGGGGCACGGUUUGCACGGACGUGCGCCGAGGCACUCACUAAGCCCCUGUCCAUCUCCUCCCUUCUCCUCCUCCUUCCUGGCCCCCUCCCCCUGCAGCUCUGCAAAACUGCUGAGCUCAGCAUAUCCCUGGCAGGGGCCCAGACAGGACCCUCCCCAACACCAGCCACCCUGCCGGCUCCUGCUUAACCCUUUGCCAAGCUGGCUGGGCUUAGAAAUUGGAGUGAUCAAGCAAAUCCCAGCAUGGAAGACAUCCUACAAGGCACAGCUGACUGGGAACAAGCUUUCCAGAAAGUUCCAUCCAUCAUCCUGAAGCCCUCUUUGCUCUCCCCAGAAACGAUGGUGGCAAGGGGCGAGGGGGUGGGGAAAGGUGCUGCUUAGUCACAAAAAUCAUUCUGGGUUUCAGCCAGCAGCAGGACCCAGGGAGGGAAGUGCAAGGGUUGUGAAUACUGUAGUUAAACUUUGCUUUUCAGCCCAAACCCCCAGAAGAGCAGCCCAGGGCGCAAUGUCUUCUUGGGAAGGAAAACGAGCUGCAAGGCCCAAAACGCUUCCUUUCCCAGCAAAAACGUGAGAAGCAACAUCACCUUAGGAUUAUUUUACCAAAAAUUACAUUUUACUUCAAAACUUGCCAUCACAGCAGAGGCUGCUUGCUCCCCUGCCUACCAGGCGAUGUUAUGGCAAAGAAAGAAAAAUAUUUAUGCUCGGUUUCAGAAUUCAACCUUAUUUUUAGCCACGCACCUUCCCUGUUGUCCUUUCUUCUUUUUUUUUUGCUCUUUCCCCCCUGUUUUAACCCCAAAGACAGCAGUGCCUCAUCUAUUUUCAGCCUCACCCGCUGAAUAUUCAUAGCAAUGGCUUGGUGGUUAUGAGGAGAAAUAAACCCAUGGGCUAGAUUUUGUUAAAAACAGGAUCCUGAGCACCAUCCAACUGUUUCUGUGCGUGCAUGUGAGUAUUUCACCGUAUUGCACAGCGAGUGUGCGAGUACCGGUAUAUAGUUUUAACAGCUGGGGCUAGGGUUGUUCAUGUUUUGUUCUGAAAAGCAGAGCCGUGAGCGCAAGCCAGGACUUGUUCCCAGCUCCCUGCACAUCCCCUCCGCCCCACAGCUCCCUGCGAUGCUCCUUGCUCCCCCGGCUUGGCCCUUUGUUCCCAAAAUGGCAAUGGAUUCAAGUGUGGCUUCUCCUUAGACCCCUAGAAAGCAAUUUCCCACCAUCACAGCUGCCGGUGGGGUGCCCGGACCCCCUGCACCCCCUGCCCCACAGCUCCUGGGUGGGAGAACUUGUCCCCGUCUCUCUGAGCCGGCGUGUGCCCUCUGCCAUGUUUACGGCUGGGCUGUUAUCAAUCUCUGCUCAGGAAGGACAGUCCCCAAGAUAGCUCCCGGAGUGACUUCAGGGUGCACUCAGCUCCUCCGAUAAAGCAGCAGGAGGACAAAGCUCUUUAUCGCCAAUUAAUAAGCCUUCGGCUCUGGCUUCGGAAAGGUCACGUACGCAGGGGCAGGCACGCAGCAACACGCUUCCAGAGCAGAGGGCUCAGAGGACAGCAUCUCACCCCCUUGGCACCCUUGAUCCUUAACACGCUUCACUCCAACAACUCUUGGGUUUUUUUAAGUGUGAGAAACACUCAUUCACUGUUAAAAUACUGAAAAGGACAAAGUGUUCAAAGCAAAGGCAAUAAUAUUUUUAUUUUACAAUUCAGCUCUGAAUUGGAUGCCCUUCUAAAAAAGGCAUAACAUAGAAUCA
Molecule: messenger RNA, 5801 nt
Organism: Cuculus canorus (common cuckoo)
Lineage: Eukaryota; Metazoa; Chordata; Aves; Cuculiformes; Cuculidae
Gene: ANAPC16
Product: anaphase promoting complex subunit 16
Exons: 4
Coding region: 88-492 (134 amino acids)
Biological process (GO): protein ubiquitination
Cellular component (GO): anaphase-promoting complex; cytosol; kinetochore
Source: RefSeq, a predicted model, not a curated record